UUUAGAAAAAAGACUACAUUACUUCCCAGAAUGCAUCUUGCUUGGUGGUCCCUGCGUGAAUAGCAUCCGGCUUCCCGACCGAGCUUAGUUUGUGACGGUUCCAGCAGCUCUCCGUGUUAUUUACUUCUAAAAACCACACCAACGCCAUUAUUAAAAAACAGAAACACCUCAAUAACGUUCAUACGAACAUUUGAAUGAUACUUCUUUAUGAUUUAUUAAUCUUUAUUCUUCCUUUACCGGGUCGGAACGCCGGCCUCCCUGGCCCGGGAUGGAGCGGGGGCUGUUGACGCUGUGACACAAGGCUGCAGCUCCAUCGCUGUCUCUUCGUCUUCUCUCGAGUUUCAGGUGAACGCUCGGUGUCGAACUGCUCGUCCAUGAGUCGCAGAGGGGACAGAGAUGAGGACAGCGAUGAGGACAGAGACGAGGACCGCGCCGGGACACGCUCCGUGGCGUACGUCCACAGUUCCCAGUACAUCGAGACGUGCGACACUUUGUCCAAAGUCCCGCACCGGGCGAGCAUGGUCCAUUCCCUGAUCGAAGCCUACGGGCUGCUGCGACACAUGAGUGUGGUGAAGCCUCGUGUUGCCACCAUAGAGGAAAUGGCAAAGUUCCACACGGACUCGUACCUGGAGCAUCUUCAUAAAAUCAGCCAGGACGGAGACAACGACGACCCCCAGUCAGUCGACUACGGCCUGGGUUAUGACUGUCCCGUGGUAGAGGGGAUCUUUGACUACGCAGCGUCAAUAGGGGGCGCUACACUCACCGCAGCUCAGUGUCUGCUGGACCAAAAGUGUGAGGUGGCCAUCAACUGGGCCGGGGGCUGGCACCACGCGAAGAAGGACGAGGCGUCGGGUUUCUGCUACGUGAACGACGCCGUGUUGGGAAUCCUCAAACUGAGGGAGAAGUAUGAGAGAGUGCUCUACGUGGAUGUUGACCUGCAUCACGGAGAUGGUGUGGAAGACGCCUUCAGCUUCACGUCCAAAGUCAUGACCGUCUCGCUGCACAAGUUCUCCCCUGGAUUCUUCCCAGGUACAGGGGACAUGUGUGACACGGGGCUGGGGAAAGGACGCUGGUACGCCGUGAACGUCCCCCUGGAGGACGGCAUCAAGGACGACAGAUACUACCAGAUCUUUACCAGUGUGAUGCAGGAGGUGCGGGCGCAGUUCAACCCGGAGGCCGUGGUGAUGCAGCUGGGAGCCGACACGAUGGCCGGCGACCCCAUGUGCUCCUUCAACAUGACGCCGGUGGGGGUGGGCAAGUGCCUCCAGUACGUCCUGCAGUGGCAGCUCCCCACUCUGCUGCUGGGAGGAGGAGGUUAUAACCUGGCUAACACGGCUCGCUGCUGGACCUAUCUGACCGCCGCGGUUCUGGGAAAGACCCUUUCCUCCGAGAUACCAGACCACGAG
Molecule: messenger RNA, 1406 nt
Organism: Platichthys flesus (European flounder)
Lineage: Eukaryota; Metazoa; Chordata; Actinopteri; Pleuronectiformes; Pleuronectidae
Gene: hdac8
Product: histone deacetylase 8
Molecular function (GO): histone deacetylase activity
Source: RefSeq, a predicted model, not a curated record